CUCUCUUUGCCGCAUCUACUGCGAGGUGAGGAUGAUUCUGGCCAUGAUGGGCUCCGGGAAUCCGAAACCAUCGGCUCGGGAAAAGUUGGGGGCGCAAGUCUGAAUGAAGACCAUUCUCAGCAACCAGACUCUCGACAUUCCAGAAAAUGUCGACAUCAGUCUGAAGGGACGCACAGUUAUUGUGAAGGGCCCCAGAGGAACCUUGCGGAGGGACUUCAAUCACAUCAAUGUAGAACUCAGUCUCCUUGGAAAGAAAAAGAAGAGGCUUCGUGUUGACAAAUGGUGGGGAAAUAGAAAGGAACUGGCUACAGUUCGCACUAUCUGUAGUCAUGUACAGAACAUGAUCAAGGGUGUUACACUGGGCUUCCGUUACAAGAUGAGGUCUGUGUAUGCUCACUUCCCCAUCAACGUUGUUAUUCAGGAGAGUGGGUCACUUGUUGAAAUCCGAAACUUCUUGGGUGAAAAAUAUAUCCGUAGGGUUCGGAUGAGGCCAGGUGUUGCUUGUUCCGUAUCUCAAGCCCAGAAAGAUGAGUUAAUUCUUGAAGGAAAUGACAUUGAACUUGUAUCAAAUUCAGCUGCUUUAAUUCAGCAAGCAACGACAGUUAAAAACAAGGAUAUCCGAAAAUUUUUGGACGGUAUCUAUGUCUCUGAAAAAGGAACUGUUCAACAGGCUGAUGAGUAAGAUUUAAGAGUUGUCCAGCUACGGAAGCAAGGCCGGAUGAUUCCUAAGAUUUAUGGGUGGUAUUUUUAAGAUGCAAUAAAAUUCAUUUAUUCA
Molecule: messenger RNA, 775 nt
Organism: Trichechus manatus latirostris (Florida manatee)
Lineage: Eukaryota; Metazoa; Chordata; Mammalia; Sirenia; Trichechidae
Gene: RPL9
Product: ribosomal protein L9
Exons: 8
Coding region: 104-682 (192 amino acids)
Biological process (GO): cytoplasmic translation
Cellular component (GO): ribosome; cytosolic large ribosomal subunit
Molecular function (GO): rRNA binding; structural constituent of ribosome
Source: RefSeq, a predicted model, not a curated record